AGAAAAAAAUAUUUAAAUCCUUCGUAAACACAAUUGCAUUAGGUGGCCUGAUUCAAAUAUAAGUCUCGGAAUACGAAUACAAGGAUGCCACAGCCCGAGGAGGUUAUGGCUGUCGAUCGUAAAAUACUAUGUGGAUUAUUAUUUAUUACUUCCAUGGUCGUUUUCGUGGCUGGCUCGGAAGAGGGCAGAGCUUACUUCUUUCGACAACCGAGUAACAUGACGGUCAAUGCUGGCGACCCUGAGGUUAUUAUCCAGUGUCACAUCAAAAACUUCGAGGGAGACGUGAUGUGGUCUAAAGAUGGGUUCGCAUUUUCAAAGCCAAACAAUUCGCCUUUCCCAAGAUAUUCUUUCGUACAAACUGGCCAACAUCAAGGUCUUCGAAUUGUAAAUAUUCAGCCAGAAGAUGACGGUGAAUACAACUGCCAAGCUUCGACCAAGUUUGUUCGUCUUAGAUCCCGCAACGCACGCCUCACCGUGCUAGUGGCACCACAAAGUUUGGAGAUUUCCCCAAUGAAUUCCGGCCUUAUUAACGUACAAGAGAACAAACAUGUAACUAUAGAGUGCAGAGCCUCAGAUGCGAGACCCACAGCCAUUGUUACUUGGAGUGUCGGAAUUAACAACGAAGAACCAAAUGCCCACAACUCUCAGGCUACCUCUCCUGAAACGAAACUGGCUACGACAACAAGUAGUAUAACCAUGUCUCCCACAAGAAGUGACAACGGAACUAUUCUUAGAUGUUUCGCCAGAAACUCAGCAACGUCUACACCAGUUUCAACAGAAGGCAUAUUGAAUGUUUUAUAUGCACCACAGCAGCCAGCGAUUGACACACACGCCUCUGAUACGUUGCGAGCUGGAGAAGAGGCGAUUAUGACGUGUACAAGCGUCGGGGGAAACCCCUUACCAACUCUAAUAUGGAAAAUUGGAGGUAAUGUCAUCAACAGAGCAUUCACCCGCAGCGGUACAACUGUAACGAGUCAACUUCGUCACUUGGUACGACCACAAGACCACGGUAAAACCGUAACUUGUGCAGCUUCUAGUCUGGCACUCUACAUCCCACUUACGACCAGCGUUACUUUGAAUGUACACUAUGCGCCUGCUUCCGUCGAUAUAGUUCAGCACCCGAGAGAGGGCGCUAUAGAGAACACGACCUUGACUUUGUCAUGUACUGCAACUAAAAGUAAUCCACCUUCCGUCUUAACAUGGCUAAAAAAUGAGGGGCCGAUUGUGGAAAAUGGAAAUGGUAUAAUCGUGUCCACUGUUUCGUUUCGAUCGAGCAUCAGAACAAGCUUGACUUUGUCUUCAGUGAAACGGGCAAAUGCAAAUGAUAUUUACACGUGUAAAGCAGAGGUUCCAGAACUCGCCUUCGUCAAAAUGACAAAAGUGCCGCUAAAAAUUCUCUUCCCGCCUACAUCUGUCCACUUGAUCAUGCAUCAUCCUAAACCAGUGGCAGGUGUAGUAACCAACCUAGAAGCAGGACAGACUGUGCAGCUGUUAUGUCAAUCACAGGGCGGGAGACCUACCCCUACGUUAACUUGGACAAAGAACGGAAACCCGGUAGCGGAUGAUGGUAGAAAAACGAGGAUCCUGCCUGGUACAACCGUAUGCAGGGAAAUCGGAUCAAAUUGUAAUAUCCUGGAAAUUGUUCUCGACGAAACCGAUAACUUGGCAGAGUAUGCGUGUCUUGCAACUCAUGUCGCUUCACGGACGCCUAAAAGAUCCACGAUGACAUUACAGGUUUUAUUUCUUGCUCGAGCGCUUACUGUUGAACAAUCUCCCGAGUCUUUAGCAAGCGACGAAGCUGUUAGCUUUAUCUGCGAGACUUCAUCCAGUAACCCAGCUUCGGCAAUUACUUGGUACCGAGAUGGUUCUCUUAUUAGCACUGCCAAAGUGGAAAAGCUUACAACCAGGGACGGUCGCAAUGGUGGUAUGAUCUCAAAUAGUAGGAUACGGUUCAUUCCAAACUACACGUUUAAUGGGGCAAGAAUAACAUGCAGAGCGGAAAAUCCAAUAUUAAGAAAAUCAACGGAAAAAUCGCUCACUAUGAACGUGGAGUUUUCGCCACGUUUUGCGAAGAAGAUUUUUCGGUUUGCAGCAACCGAGGGCAAGCGAGAGAUCGAGAUUUUUAUACCUGUACGUGGAAACCCAAGCAAUAUGACUUACUUAUGGUCGAGGCUCAUCCCUUCGCAACGAAACUCGGCGAUCGGUCAGUUGAUCUUGGCCCCAACUAGGACUCCUGAAAAAGAUGAAGUUCCAAUUUGGAGAACUGUCGCUUUGGCAAAUGAUCACCGCAUUACAUGGUCGGAGAACGAAGGAAUUUUAAGGAUUCGUAAUGUCCAUUUAAGCGAUGCUGGCAUGUACCAACUGAAGGCGAUUAACACACGAGGAGAAUCGUCGAUCAACGUUUUAUUUUCCGUGUAUUAUGCCCCGAGGAUUAGCGACUUAAGUGGUCCCAAAACUGUCGUCAUUGGUGAUGACGUCAUCAUGACGUGUACAAUUGAUUCCCUUCCACUCACUACCAAUGUGCAAUGGAUAAAAAACAUUCCAAAUCCCGAGCGUCUCGUAUAUGACGUCACCACGAAACCGGGAACUAGUCGCCUGAUGAUUCGAAAUGUCACACAAUCUGAUAGAGGGACUUAUCGAUGCAUUGCCGCCAACGGUGUUGGGACUGCUGGCACGUCGGAAUUCAAACUUUCAAUUAAAUUCGGCGCAGUCAUCGAUCGAAGAAAUACUCCGAUCAAAGUAGCACGACCGCCACCUACCGGUGUGCGUAAAAGAGUUGCAAUCGUAUGCAGAGCAUUCGGCAAUCCAGAUGUUACGUUUCAAUGGAAAGAUGAAAAUGGAACUGUUAUUCAUGCUGGAAGCGCUCAAAGUUUUGACACACAGUAUGUUUCGGAAUUCAGACGCCACGACCAUGACCUAUUUUCAAGCACUCUGUACAUCAAUGUAGCGCAUCUUAAAGGCGGCUUCUACGUCACCAAAUUUACCUGUGACGUCACAAACUCUCUUGGGUUUGAUCGUACCUACAUUUCAAUCGUCCCCAUGGGCGUUCCAGAUACUCCAACAGAAUUAAGAAUUACGAACCACACCUUUGAUGCCAUUACUGUGGCAUGGCGGCCGGCCUUUGAUGGCGGAAAGAAGCAAUCGUUUGUACUGCAGUAUAAAAAAUCGCAGCAAAGUUCUGGCGAACAGAAAGAGCGAACUACUUGGCAACAAGCAGUUAUUCCGGGCGGGAUAACAAGCCACUCAAUGCUUGGAUUGGAACCUAAAACGUCUUACUUGGUCCGCAUCCACGCCAAUAACUCUUUUGGCUUCAGUCACCCGACCGAUUACAUUAUCGCUACCACAACAGCUGAAUACGACAGUUCUACCAGCGCAGCCGGCAUGUCAAUUAUACUUGUCAUCGUUAUCUCUGCGUCGUGCGGUCUCGCCCUUAUGAUUGUAGUGGCAGCAAGUAUGUGUUGUUUCAAACGCAACAACGUUUCUUAUGUAAAACGGGCAAAUCGGUCACCCGGCCAAUGCUCACGUAACAGCGGCACGAUGGCUUCAGACCAGGGUACUCUCGUCUCUACUUGCAGAAGCAAAGGUUCUCGAUCGGCAAGUCCGCCGUCCCAUCGUAGCGGGGGAAGUGGGAAAUCGCAAGACAGUGUUUCAAACUCGAGUAAUGAGUGUGGUGAUAAUCGUGCCGAUGGUCACAUGAGAAAGAACCAGAAAUCAUUUUCACGGACUUCUCGCGAUUCUACUUUGACCUGUAAAAACUAUGCCAACUACGAAGCAGAAGUGAGAGCUGGGUUUCGGCAACUCACAAGCUCAGCAAGCUUCCAGCAUGAUACAAAGCCUGCUUUCGCUAGGCGUCAGUACACAACUGACUGUCGCAUGAGCGGUCGACCCCGAAGAGCGAAUUCAGUGUCUUCCAUUGACUAUCGUGAAGACGUAGAAAGAUAUUGCUCCGAAAUUAAUGGAAGAGAGUUUUCUGUUCCACUUUGCCGUCACGGGGUCAGUUGGGACGCUACGUGCGACCAGUGCAAGUUGGAACGUUUUGAACGGACAGGACUAAGGUCAUCGGCUCGUGGAGCCGAAACUCUGAACCACUGCAGCAGUAAACGAUACACAGGAAAACCUCGUGGAUAUUAUACAAUGCGUCAGCAGUCCACACGUUCAAAAUUAUCUGAUCACACACUUUAUCCAAUCCACGAUGCAGAUUCUUGCCAUUAUGUUAACGAGCCUAAUUGCCAAGCAAACUUUCUGCAUGAAAUCGGCGAAAAUGUUCCUUUGGGAAGUUACCCUGUUACCUCCACUUCAUCAAUGGCGAGACAUCCUUUUACGCAGACCGUAGCUGAAAUUUCACCGAUACAGCACGCGAAUGUAUCAGCGCCCGCACCAGCAGAAAACCUUUACCAGUCCCGCGAUCUUGCAGCGUUAUACGCGGUGAACGUGCAAGCAGGAAUGGCCAUACAGGCGAACAGCAACUCGGGCGGACUAUACGUUUUGGGAUUAGAGGAAAGCCAAGUCAGACCCAGCAGGCCGUCAUAUCCAGAAAUCACCACACCAGAAGAGUCGGACUCGGACACUCGCCAUCGAGUAUCCUUUAGAAAAGACUGUGUCCCGGCUGACGAACUCGAGAAGGAUGUAACUAUCGACACAUCAUCCGUACCACCGUUAUCUGUUAGAUUGGGAAUCACAACUUCUGGUGCAGCAUGUGUAAGAAACAGUUGGAUUUCAUCUUCUUCUUCGAUGUCAGACUACCAGCAAAAUCAAAAGGACCAACAGUUUUACACCGAUAGUGGAGUUGAAGUGAGUAUGGGGUUCAAACCUUCACCCGGUUCAAGCAAAAACGGGUCGCUGUCAAACCAUGAUGAUAUUGCGUGUACAUCGGAUAAGUCAUCUGUAAUGUCAAUGUCGUCUUCCGCCUCUUCUACAAAGCCGUUGUUACCGAACUCUUGUGUUGGUAAACGCUCAGGACCAUCUCCCCCCUUGAAUUUCAGAGACAGCCCAGGCAAAGCAAACGACAACGAACUACAGAAAAGUGCUUUUCUACUGCAGUGUUCAGCAGGAAAAAGGCCACAAGAAGACAUGGAAACUGAAAAUUUGUUAAACUCUGGGUUAAAUGUAGAACAUAACGUUGCGUUUCUUGGUGUAGACGAUGACGGUACUCUGUUCAUAUGAGCAAGUACUUACAAAAAAAAAAACUUUAAUUCCUAUUUGUUCCGCUACAUUUAAAAUGUGUUGCCUUGUAUAGUUUACCUGCUUUCAAACACUCCAAUGAGAAACGGCCAAAUAAGCGCAUACAUCACCCUAACAUUUCUCAUAAAACAUUCCACAUCUUACUAUGGAUUUUUGAUGAUGGUACACCCGUAGGCCUACACUGCCAUAUGCGUUAUGUUACCGUGCGCUAAAGGUGUAAAUAAAACGUUUUCAUAAUGUA
Molecule: messenger RNA, 5422 nt
Organism: Ciona intestinalis (vase tunicate)
Lineage: Eukaryota; Metazoa; Chordata; Ascidiacea; Phlebobranchia; Cionidae
Source: RefSeq, a predicted model, not a curated record